Molecule: messenger RNA, 3004 nt
Organism: Bactrocera latifrons
Lineage: Eukaryota; Metazoa; Arthropoda; Insecta; Diptera; Tephritidae
Product: sal-like protein 1
Exons: 2
Coding region: 310-2601 (763 amino acids)
Biological process (GO): regulation of DNA-templated transcription
Molecular function (GO): DNA-binding transcription factor activity, RNA polymerase II-specific; RNA polymerase II cis-regulatory region sequence-specific DNA binding
Source: RefSeq, a predicted model, not a curated record
GAAAGAAGCUUCGAACUCUUCAAGAAUUCCACACAAACAAUGUCUAGUGUUUAUUUACAAUUGCCGCAACAACAACAAUAGCACCAAACGCUCAACUUUUACUAAACACACACUUAGCUCGCACGAAAUAUCUAACCACUUUACUGCAAACUACUGGAUUUCACGCAAAAACAUCAAAAAACCAAAAAUAAUAAUAUCCAAAUAAAACCAAAAAUUUCACGCCUCAAACCCUCCCAAUUGAGUUCGGCAAAACAUUUGCCAGCAGCAAUUUUUCUUUAGCACCAACAUCACACCCGCCACCACGCUAYCAUGCCACGCUGCCUGAUGGCGAAGAAAUGGAAAGCUUAUCCCUGGCUCGAACGCAUCGAGGAUAAUACGACGGCCGUGGCGGUGGCGGACGACAGCGACAAAUCGCAAGCGACCGUUUUAAGUCACGAAUUGUUGCACAAACGCAGCGUGGCGGCAGCAUCACCCAGCCCGCAACAGCAGCAACAAACGCAGUACAAUAGAAGAUCGUCAAAGUCGCGGCGCUCCACCAUCGAUGAUGAUGAGGAGAUCGAUGUAGUGGGUGAUAAUGCGCACGCUUUAGCCGCAGCCGGCACAGAGUUGCAGGAUAACAGUAAAGUUAUAACAACGGCUGCAUGCAAUGCAGCUGCUGUAGCGGCUGGCGGUAAUGGUAGCACACCAACGGCUACGUGUUGGGGCCCUUCGUCGCCGACAGCGGGCGCUACAGCGCCGAGUCCACCACCACAUUCACCAGAGGCGGCAACGCGCGGUGCAACGGCGUUGUAUAACGGUUUCGGCCAUGAAGCUUCGCCCAUGCACUACACAGCGUACCUGCCACGAAUGGAAAAUGGUGAAGUUACUGUAAUUACAAAUGCCGUUGCGGCAGCGGCGGCGGCGGCAGCUGCAGCUGCUGCUGCUGGCGUCACUGGACAUCACAGCCUACCAACGCUCCCGCACGCACAUCCGUAUUCGUCAUUUGUGCACACGCCGCCGCCUUCGACCGCCUCCUCGCCUUCAGCAUCGCCAACGAGUCACAGCAGCCAAAACCACAACAACAAUAGCAGCAGCAGUAGUAGUAGCAGUAGUCACAGCAGUGAACGCCUUAGUCCGCCCAUGAUACGCAUCAAAACCGAAGCGCCAAGCGAUGAGCAUGCACAACAACACCACAACAGCAACAACAACAACCGAGUAACUAGCGAGUCGAGCGUAUUGCGCAAUAAAUCGUUGGCAAUGUGCUUCACCAGCACUGGCGCGGCGCUGUCGCUGCCACCCAAAAAGAAAGACAUCUACCGUCCAUACUCGCUGGACGACAGGCCGAGUGUCGAGCGUUUGCGCACGUCCUACGAGAGUUUGCGUAUACCAGCGGAAGAGGAUCUGCAUGCCGCACACGCCAUACUCGAUUUGAGUGCUUCCACAGCCUUCCAUCCGCCAAUACAGCCACACCAGCUGCAACAGCCGCAACCGCUGCAGCUGCAAGAGACAGCAGUGGCGCCGUCUACGACACACCAACAGCAACAUCCGUUACAUCACAUCACACACGCGAUACAGCUGCAACAACAACAUGAUGCCGCAGCAGCGAGCAUGCAACACACGGGCGCAUCCAUUGCUGAUCUGGCGGCCGCGGCUUGCGUCGCCAACGAACAGCGCCCCAGAAGCACGGCCUCACUGCAAAGUGUUUUAAGUGCCAGUGAUAGCGAUCGACAGCCGAGCUCGCCGGCAAGCAGCGUGCAGAAUGAGAACAGCAAUACCACAAAUCAACUAACGGCGCUACAGUUGCCAGCAUCAGCGAAUGGCGCCAACAAAACGGUCGCCUACACCUACGAAGCCUUCUUUGUGAGCGACGGCCGUUCGAAGCGCAAGCAUGUGGCGGACCCGGCGGCUGUGGUGCAGCAAGAUCAGCAACGCGCAAAGUACACAUGCACCGAAUGUGGCAAGCAGUAUGCCACAUCGAGUAAUCUGUCGCGUCACAAGCAGACACAUCGCUCGCUCGACUCGCAAUCGGCCAAAAAGUGUCACACCUGCGGCAAGGCGUACGUUUCGAUGCCUGCGCUCGCCAUGCACUUGCUCACGCACAAGCUAUCGCACAGCUGCGAUGUCUGCGGCAAGCUCUUCUCGCGCCCUUGGCUGCUGCAGGGCCAUCUACGCUCGCACACCGGUGAGAAGCCCUACGGUUGUGCGCAUUGUGGCAAAGCCUUUGCGGACCGUUCCAAUUUGCGUGCACACAUGCAAACGCAUUCUAUCGAUAAGAAUUUCGAGUGUAAACGCUGUCACAAGACAUUCGCGCUCAAGUCGUACCUCAAUAAGCAUCUCGAGUCGGCAUGCCUCAAGGACGAGGCGGACAUGCAGUUCGAUAGUGACUUGAGCAAUGAUAUGGUCUCACCAUCACCAUCCGUCGAAGAUUAUCCGCUAACGCCGACGGCACAACAGCACGAACAGCUACAGCAGCAGCGACGUUUCCUCUGCUCGUCACCAACGCCGUCGGCGGUGAAAAUUGGCAGCAUCAGCGCGCUGACGAUACCAAUGCCGGUGACGGCGGCGGCGACUUCAUUGGCUGUCGGCGCCCUGGUGAAGGUGGAGGCGCCUUUCGUUGGCUAAAAUCAACACGCACUUGCUGGCACGCAGCGCGCAGUGGAGUGUUCGGCUGAGCAAACAGUCAGCAGAGUAAGCAGCGUUAAGUGGCCCUUUGGUGCAAUUGUAAGUAAUAUUUAAGCGCAAGCAGGUAGUUAACGAGUGGAGAACUUUUAACGUAGUUGAAGUGCAAAAGUUACGGUUUUGUUGCAAGCAUACCAAAGCGCACGCCACAUACAUGCAUAUUUUGUGUAAGUGUGUGUGUGCGUGUGACUUAUUGACGCGUGAACAAGGCUUAUUUGCUUGAACCAGUGUAUAUUAACCCUUAAGUGGGGCAGAAAUUACCAGUGACAGUAUGAUUAGUAUAAAAAUUAUUUAUUUUUGCGAAAACGAAAAAAAAAAAUUAAAUACGCAUUUUUGUGUAAAAUUU